CGCACGCAUCAGAGAUGAUUCAUGAGCUUACAGUGGACCCUUGUGACCUUUAGGAUCGCAAACGAAAUUGGAGAAACUUUCAAGAACCGGAAUCCGGCUCUGCUUUGUUUUUUCUUGCGGACUAAAUUGACGUGAUAACAAUGCCUUUCCUCGAACUUCGUGAUGGCGCCCAACUAUUUUACAAAGACUGGGGCAACCCAAACGGCUCGAUUAUCACAUUUUCACACGGCUGGCCUUUGAGCAGUGAUAAUUGGGAGAACCAGAUGUUUUUCCUGGCUGAUCACGGAUACCGCGUCAUCGCACACGAUAGACGUGGACAUGGUCGCUCAACGCAGACCUGGAGUGGAAACAACAUGGACACCUUCGUCGAUGAUCUCGAGGAACUGUUCCAGCACCUCGGCGUCCAGAACGCUAUAAUGGUUGGACAUUCCCACGGAGGAGGUGAGGUCACCCAUUACCUUGGGAAACACGGCAGCGGUCGUUUCAAAAAGGCCGUUCUGGUUGGCGCCGUACCUCCCCUGAUGUUGAAAACCUCGACCAACGCCGAAGGCACCGAUAAGUCCGUCUUUGACUCUUUCCGGGAAUCUAUGAGGCAGGAUCGCGCUCAAUUCUUCUUGGAUGUUCCGACUGGGCCAUUCUUCGGAUUCAAUCGGCCCGGUGCCAAGAAGAGCGAGGGUCAGAUCCGGAGCUGGUGGCAGCAGGGGAUGAACACUAGCUUCAAGGCGGCCUAUGAUUCGAUUAAGGACUUUUCAGAGACUGAUUUCACCGAGGAUCUGAAGAAGAUCGAUAUCCCCGUGCUUGUGCUCCAUGGCGAUGAUGACCAGGUGGUCCCCAUUGAGGCUUCCGGACUCAAGUCAGCGAAGCUUUUGCCUCAAGGGACGUUGAAGGUUUAUCCCGGUGGCUCUCAUGGGAUCCAUAACAUCAACGUUGACGAAGUGAAUAACGAUCUGCUUAAGUUUGCGCAAUCUUAGAAGAGGAGGGUGAGACAUUCUGUUUGACGAUAGGCAGAGAGUUGGUCUUGGCAUGGAGAAGAGGCGAUAAUAAUUGAUCUGUCAAAGAACACUGUUAGGACAUGGCUCAGAUACUGAGAAACUUGGGAAGAAUCAGACCUUUGCCCCGUGGGCUAGAUUCCUGUGCCAGCGUCAUUAGCUACGUUGACGUCUGACAAUAGACUCCGUGGAAAAGCCAAACUAGAUGGCAGGGAUAAAGACUUGGGUAUUAUGAUCUUUUCCAGAGUGUGUAUAUGACGCCAAGUAGACAAAUCAACAACAGCGAAAGGAUGUAUCUCUACAUGGUAUUUGUGCAGUUCGAGGGUCGAAGUUCUCUAGAGUCGUAUGUUUAAUAGCUCUGAGUAUUGACAUGAGAGGCAUGCUAUCAUGAGCCAUACUAUUGGGCCAUCGACAACCGGCAGGUUCCGG
This is a messenger RNA of Penicillium brasilianum, 1418 nucleotides long. The record is from the annotation of a GenBank genome assembly. NCBI's taxonomy places the organism in Eukaryota, Fungi, Ascomycota, Eurotiomycetes, Eurotiales, Aspergillaceae.